Oldenlandia corymbosa var. corymbosa is the source of this 1656-nucleotide messenger RNA. Lineage: Eukaryota; Viridiplantae; Streptophyta; Magnoliopsida; Gentianales; Rubiaceae. The record is from the annotation of a GenBank genome assembly.
AUGUUCAGAACUCCUAAUAUUAACAUCCCAAUUAGGAAACUUGAUGGAAUACUUCCCCUAAAUUUCUCUUUCCGCCGCCCCUUUCAUUCCUCAUCGGAUGGCUACACUAAUUUGGUCGAGAAAUUUGCUCACUAUCGAGACCUGCAGUCCGGUAAAGCUGUUCACGCUCAGCUUAUUGUCAAGGGGUUGGCUCGGAAACCUCAUUUUGCCUCCAAGCUCAUAGCUUUCUAUACUGGGUGCAAACACCUUAGUUAUGCCGAGAAGCUGUUCGACGGAAUUCCCGUGAAAAAUGUUCGCCGUUGGAUCGCACUCAUUGGCGCCUAUGCUCGCAAUGGAUAUUACCAAGAAGCUCUGGAUGUUUUCUUCAAAAUGCAGAAGGAAGGGCUAAAGCCAAGUGAAUUUGUGCUUCCCAGUCUUCUCAAAGCUUGUGGUCACCUCUCUGAUUUACGUACCGGGAAGAUCCUUCAUUGUUUAGCUGUGAAAAAUGAGUUCGAAUCGGAUGUGUUUGUGGGAAGCUCGUUGAUUGACAUGUACUCAAAAUGUGGGGAGAUUAAGAUGGCUAAGAGGGUGUUUGACGGUAUGGUGAACAAAGAUUUGGUUGCACUCAAUGCAAUGGUUUCCGGCUAUGUCCAAAAUGGUAUGGUUAAGGAUGGAAUGAAUCUGGUUCAAGAAAUGAAGAUAUUAGGAAUGAAGCUUGAUUUGAUCACCUGGAAUACGAUCAUUGCAGGGUUUUCGCAAGAAAAUGAUGAAUUAAUGAUCUCUCGAACAUUCCAGUUGAUGCGCGAGGAUGGGGUGGAACCUGAUAUGGUGUCCUGGACAUCUGUAAUUUCUGGUUUUGUGCAGAAUUUUCGCAAUGAAGAGGCUUUUGAUACCUUUAGGCAGAUGUUGGGUUCUGGGAUGCGUCCAAAUACAGUCACAAUUAGUGGUUUAUUACCUGCAUGCGCAAAUGUAGCAGACUUGAGACGAGGAAAAGAGAUACACGGAUGUGCUGUCGUGACGGGAAUGGACAAAGAUACAUUCGUUGGGAGUGCUCUCAUAGACAUGUAUGCCAAAUGCGGGUAUAUUACUGAGGCAAGGGCUCUGUUUAAGAGCACACCAGAAAGGAGCACGGCUACUUGGAAUUCUAUGAUUUUCGGCUAUGCGAAUCAUGGACAUUGUGAAAUAGCAAUAGAACUUUUCGAUAAUAUGCUACGUCAGGCAGAUACAAAGCUCGAUCACUUGACUUUUACCGCUGCUUUGACUGCUUGCAGUCAUGCUGGGAUGGUAACGCACGGAGAAAGCUUAUUCCAGGUAAUGCAAGAAAAGUAUGGCAUUGAACCAAGAUUAGAGCAUUAUGCUUGCAUAGUGGAUCUUCUAGGAAGAGCAGGACAGGUCGACCGGGCCUAUGAUUUCAUCCAGAGUAUGCCGAUGAAACCGGAUCUGUUUGUUUGGGGAGCAUUAUUAGGGGCAUGCAAGCAGCACAACAAUGUGCAUCUUGCUGAGAUUGCAGCUGAUCAUUUGGUAAAGCUUGAGCCUGAGAGUCGAGGAAGCAGCUUGUUAUUGUCCAAUCUUUACUCUGGUUCAAGUCGGUGGGGAAAAGUUGUAAAGUUGAAGAAGGUUAUGAAGAAAAGGAAAUUGGAAAAAUAUCCUGGUUGUAGUUGGAUAGAUGUGGUAUGA